Messenger RNA from Paramecium tetraurelia, 1419 nucleotides. RefSeq lists its product as uncharacterized. Gene Ontology annotation, molecular function: xenobiotic transmembrane transporter activity; antiporter activity. The record is from RefSeq and is a predicted model, not a curated record. Gene Ontology annotation, cellular component: membrane. The transcript is spliced from 3 exons. Gene Ontology annotation, biological process: transmembrane transport. Lineage: Eukaryota; Ciliophora; Oligohymenophorea; Peniculida; Parameciidae.
AUGAGCGAACUUUAAUUAAUUAGCCCGCUCUAUUAACAGGGUUCUGUUAUGAAAGAGUUAACAAUUGCUUCACUCCAGACUGCGAUGAGCUUUUUGCUGGAAUAUCUACCCAAUACGAUAUCAAUUUAUUUGCUAGAAUUCAAGGAGGAUUCUGUAAUAGUAGGGGCUUUGGGAUUGGGAAUUCUUACAACAUAAGCUUUCGGAAUGGGAAUUCUUAAUGGUCUUGCUACCGGCUUGGAAACCUUAGUAUCUCAAGCUUAUGGGGCAAAUCAUUACGAAUUAUGUGCAAAGUUGUAUUAUAGAUCGUUGUUUUUGUGCACAUUGUUUAUGAUUCCAAUUGCGCUCUUCUUGAUCUUUUCAACUCAAAUAAUAUCCUUUAUCAACAACAAUACAGAAUUAGCAGAAGAAACAGGACGUUUCAAUAGAUAUAUGAUUUUAGCAGUAUACUUAAAUGCGAUCUUUGUGAACACCAAGGUGUUUUUGAAUGGUUAAAACAUUUACAAAUAUCAAUUCUACACUCAACUAGUGACAUGUAGUCUGUUUGUUGGCAUAAGUUAUUUUUUCAUUGUGAAACAAGAGUUGGGAAUAGUGGGUUGUGCAUUAAGUUUGACCUCCUUAGAUCUGUUGAAUAACAUAAUUUUAUUUUCGUUAAUUUUCGUAACCAAAUGCAGUUAGGCUACUUUAUAUAAAUUUAAAUUGAGCUACUUAAAGAAUACAACUAAAUUUUUGAAGGAAGCAAUACCAAUAGGUUCAAUAUUAUGGUUGGAGUGGAUAAGCUUUGAUUUUUAUGUGAUUUUGGUGAGUUAUCUAAACACAUCAACAAUUAGUGCUCAUGUACUGAUGUCUAAUUUUGCAGGAUUCUUAUAUCAAUUUAGUUAUGGCAUUUCGAUAGCAUCGACGACAUUUGUGGGAAAUGAAAUGGGAAGAAAGAAGGUGGAUAUGGCUAAAAAGUAUACCAAGGCCACAUUUUUGAUUGAUGGAAUCUUCCUAUUGAUAAUAGUAGGGUUAUUCUCAAUUUUCGGAAAGAAAAUAGUUAAUUAAUUGAGUGAAGAUGAAGUAGUUGUAGAAGAAAUCUAUAAUUCAAUGUUUCUUAUGGUGGCAUUCAUUAUUUUAGAUGGUCUAUAAGCGAUCAUCUCAGGAUUAGUAAGAGCCAUAGGAAGAGAAGCCAGUGCUUCCAUUACAUUCAUAUUAUGCUAUUUAGUGUUUGGGGAAAUAAUAGGAUAUUUGCUUUGUUAUACUGCUGAGAUUGGACUUAAGGGAGUGUGGAUUGGCAUUGUGAUAGGAGCUUCGGCUUAUGAUGUUAUAUAAUUUUUGAAUUUAAUAUGGAAAGAUUGGAAUGAGUUGGCUGAGAUCAUUCUUGAUAAAUUAAUGCUUUUACAUUAACAAUAGAAUUUUGUACUUUAGGAUGAUGAAAUGUGA